Daucus carota subsp. sativus is the source of this 1800-nucleotide messenger RNA. RefSeq names its product pentatricopeptide repeat-containing protein At2g20540-like. The record is from RefSeq and is a predicted model, not a curated record. The coding region runs from base 1 to 1800 and encodes 599 amino acids. Lineage: Eukaryota; Viridiplantae; Streptophyta; Magnoliopsida; Apiales; Apiaceae. The transcript is spliced from 3 exons. Gene Ontology annotation, molecular function: protein binding.
AUGUCACAUUUUACGACUUCUACCUCCUUGUCUGCUAUUCUACGAAACUGCAGCUCUUUGCUUUCAUCAAUUCCUACAGCCAGAAAAGUCCAUGCUCAAAUCCUCAUUAAUGGAUUAUUUCAAAACAAUACACUCCAAACAGAUUUGGUGCUGGCUUACUGUAAAUGCGGUCUGCUGGGUGAUGCACGCAAGAUGUUUGUUUCUAUGCCUGACCGAAACAUGCACUCAUGGAACAUUAUGAUCUCUACCCAUGUCAAGAAUUGUUUAUAUACAGAUGGUUUGUGUAUUUUUAGUGCGUUUCUUCAAGUGGGUCAGAGACCGGAUCACUACACAUUUACUCCAUUGUUUAAGGCGUGUGCCCAACUUGGAGAUAAGACUUUGGGUUUAGGUCUGCAUAGUUGGGUGAUCAAAUUUGGGUUUGUGAACUAUGUUGUCGUAGGGAGUGCGCUUUUGGAAUUUUACUCGAAAUGCAAGCAAGCAGAGGAUGCUAAACGGGUUUUUGGUGAUUUGAGAUUUAAAGAUUCUGUUGCGUGGAAUUCGAUGAUUUCUGGGUUAGUGAGGCUGGGAUGUAAUGUGGAUGCUGUAGUUUGUUUCAGAGAUAUGCUUAAGGAAGGAAUUGUGAUGGAUCGUAUGGCAAUACCGAGUAUUUUGAGUGCUUGUGGAAGGGAAGGAGACGUUAUGAAAGGGAAAGAAAUUCAUGGGCAAGUAAUGAAGAGUGUAACAUUUUGUGACGAUGUUACGAUUGUAAACUCUCUUAUCGACAUGUACUCCAGGUGUGGGUUUUUGUAUAAUUCGGAGAAUGUUUUUAAGAAUAUGGUUAAUGCAAAUUUAGUGAGUUGGACUACAAUGAUCUCGUGCUACGGGGUUCAUGGGAAAGGGAAAGAGUCGUUGGUUUUGUUUGAGGAAAUGAAAUUCCGUGGAUUUGAACCCAAUUCUGUCACGAUUACUACAAUAUUAGCUAGUUGUAGUCACUCGGGCCUUGUAGACCAAGGUAAGAAGAUAUUUGAUUCACUUGGUCUAGUCUACAAUAUUGAACCCUGUGUCGAGCACUAUGCUUGUAUGAUAGAUCUUUUGGGCCGCUCGGGGUGUGUGGAAGAAGCAUUUGAAUUAGUGAAAAAUAUGAAGUUGGCUCCUACAGCAAGUACAUGGGGUGCUCUACUAGCUGCAUGCAUGACUUGGAGGAAUGUUGAGAUAGGUGAAAUAGCAGCUCAUCAUCUCUUUAAAUUGGAACCGAAAAAUACUAGUAACUACAUAGCCUUGUGCAGUAUAUAUGAAUCUUUAGCCACUAAAGAAAGGCAUAAGUAUUAUUUGAUUCCUCACAAGGUUAGCUCUUCCUCACAAGUUGACACCAAAGAAAGCUCACAAGGGGAGGAGUUGCGGGUGAAGGGGAUGGAGGUUCUUGAGAGAGGGUUGGAGUCGUUUAAUCAGGCGGAAGUUGGGGCGGGGUUGCAGGUGUUCUAUAAUUUAGGGGAGUUACGUGGUACUGUGGAGGGAUUGGUUGGGAAGUAUAAGAAUGUUGGUGUCAAGAGUAUUGCCAAUGCGUUGGAUAUGAAGGCGAUUUCGAGUGGUGGGGGGAUGUAUGGAGGGGGGCCGGGUGGGAUACAGAGGAGUGGGACGCCGCAGAUUGGGGGUGGGAGUAAGGCCAAGGAAGCGUUGUGGCAACGGAUGAAUGGGUGUAUGGAUCAGUUGCAUAGUAUUGUUGUGGCUGUUUGGCAUUUACAGAGAGUCUUGUUGAAGAAGAGGGAUCCGUUUACUCAUGUGUUGUUGCUCGACGAGGUUAUGCAGGUAUGGUUUAUGUAG